Molecule: messenger RNA, 4068 nt
Organism: Metarhizium album ARSEF 1941
Lineage: Eukaryota; Fungi; Ascomycota; Sordariomycetes; Hypocreales; Clavicipitaceae
Product: non-ribosomal peptide synthetase
Exons: 1
Coding region: 1-4068 (1355 amino acids)
Biological process (GO): secondary metabolite biosynthetic process; amino acid activation for nonribosomal peptide biosynthetic process
Cellular component (GO): cytoplasm
Molecular function (GO): phosphopantetheine binding
Source: RefSeq, a predicted model, not a curated record
AUGGACAACCAACGCACACAGGUCCAAGGCGGCCUUGACGAUACUCGCAUGGACCACGCGCAGCCACGUCUGGAUUCCGCCGCGGCCGCCGCAGACUCGGCCGUGUACCCGUACCAACGGCCUGCGGCGGCUCGCACGCUGGUGGACAUUCUCGGCGCCUCCGUCUCGGCGCACGCGGACGCCGUUGCUCUCGACAAUGGCACCUCACGGCUGAGCUAUCGAGAGCUGUCGCGGCACGUCGACGCGCGGGUGAAGCAGCUGAGGGACGCGGGCAUCGGGGUCGGCGACAGGGUCGGGGUCCGCGUGAGCUCCGGCUCGAUGGAGCUCUACGUCGGCAUCCUCGCGGUCCUCGCGGCCGGCGCUGCCUACGUCCCCGUCUACGUGGACGAUCCCGACGAGCGCGCGCGACUCGUGUGGACCGAGGCCGGCGUGAGCGCCGUGUUGACGGACGACGCCACGCUUACACGGCACAGGGCGCCAGUUGGCAGUCGACUGCAGCAGCGUCCCGAUCUGGAAGACGACGCCUGGAUCAUCUUCACCUCGGGCUCGACAGGGAAGCCAAAGGGCGUGGCGGUCAGCCACCGCAGCGCGGCAGCCUUUGUCGACGCCGAGGCGCUGCUGUUCCUGCCAGACCGGCCGCUGGGCCCCGGGGAUCGCGUGCUGGCCGGUCUCUCGGUGGCUUUUGACGCUUCAUGCGAGGAGAUGUGGCUUGCAUGGCGGCACGGCGCCUGCCUGGUGCCGGCGCCGCGGUCCCUGGUCAAGGCGGGCGCCGACCUGGGCAAGUUCCUCUCCGCGCAGCGCAUAUCGGUCGUGUCCACCGUGCCGACCUUGGCCGCGCUGUGGCCGGCCGAGGCCCUGCGGGGGCUCCGCCUCCUCAUCCUCGGGGGGGAGGCCUGCCCGGGGGAGCUGGCCACGCGGCUUGCCAGCACCGUCGGGUCGGUGUGGAACACGUACGGUCCCACCGAGGCGACCGUCGUGUCGUGCGCCGCGCCGCUCGUGCCCGGGGAGCCGGUGCGCAUCGGGCUGCCGCUCGCGGGCUGGAAGCUGGCCGUCGUCGGGCCCGACGGCGAGCCCGUGGCCUGGGGCGAGGAGGGCGAGCUCGUCAUCGGCGGCGUCGGCAUGGCGCGAUACCUCGACCUCGACAAGGACAGGGCCAAGUUUGCGCCGGCGCCCGUGUUUGGCGGCGAGCGGGCCUACCGCAGCGGCGACCUGGUCCGCGCCGAGCCCGACGGGCUCUCCUUUGUCGGCCGCAACGACGAGCAGAUCAAGCUGGGGGGGCGGCGCAUCGAGCUGGGCGAGAUUGACGCGGCGCUGCUGACGCUGCCCGACGUCUGCGCCGCCGCCAGCGCGAUCCAGCGCAGCGAACUGGGCGCCCAAGUCCUCGUGGGAUACGUCGUCUGCGGCAACAACAAGCGGGCGCCCGGCGCGGCCGACCGGGAGGCUCUCCGGCGGCUUCUGCCCGCGACCCUCGUGCCCAUGCUCGUCGCCGUCGACGACCUCCCGAUCCGCACCUCGGGCAAGGUGGAUCGGAAGGCACUGCCCUGGCCGCCGCCGCCGCCUCCGGCCCCGGCCGCGGCUUCGGCCCGGGCCCCACAAAACUCCGCGGGCGACUUCCACGUGGACAAAGUCGAGGCCGACGGCACCACGGCAUGGGUCGCCGAGCAGUGGCGGCGCGUGCUCGGAAUGCCGCCCUCGCUCGACUCCAACUUUUUCGACCUCGGCGGGACGAGCCUGGGCGCCGCGCAGCUCGUCUCGCAGCUGCGCCAGCGCUGCCCCACGCUCUCGGUUGCCGACGUCUACGAGAAGCCCGAGCUGGCCGCCAUGGCCGCGCGCGUCGACGACCUCAUGGGCACCAAGCACAUUGACCGCGAGGUGGUGCCCACGCCGCGCUGGCUCAUGGUCAUCCAGGCCGCCAUCAUCUUCCUCGAGAUGACGUUCCAGGGCGUCCGGUGGCUGACCGGCCUGGCCUUUGUCAAGAAGAUCUUUGUCGUCCGCCUGGGGCCGGGCACCUGGGCCGGCGCGUACGCGCUGCCGUGGUGGACGCUCGCCGUCAUCUGGGCCGUCUUCCUCACGGGGCCCGGGAGGAUGCUCACGACCGCCGCGGUGGCGAGGAUGCUCUGCUUCGGCAUCGCCCCGGGCACCUAUCGCCGCGGCGGGCUGCGGCACAUCCGGCUCUGGGCCGCCGAGCGCUUCGUGGGACUCGGCGGCAUCGGAUCCAUCGCCGGCACGCCCUGGUGCAGGUACUACGCCCGGCUGCUGGGCUGCCGCGUGGCGUCCAACGUGCAGCUUCACGCGCUGCCCCCCACGACCGGCCUGGCCAGCUUCGGCGCCGGGUGUGCCGUGGAGCCGGAGGCUGAUAUCGCCGGGUGGUGGCUCGACGGCGACAAGCUGCACAUUGGCGCCGUCACCAUCGGGGAGGGAGCCCGGGUCGGCGCCCGCAGCACGCUCAUGCCCGACACGAUCCUCGAACCGUUUGCCAGUGUCCAGCCCGGACUCAGCGUCCGCGGCAUCGUCCGCGCCGCCGACGCUCCUCUGGCCUCCAAGGAAAGGGAAAACACGCUGGAUGCCGGUGACGGCGCGGCGAGGACGCGAGAGAGCUUCGGCAUAUGGCUUCUGUACACGGGCACGCUGCUGAUGCUGGACUUUCUCUCGGUGCUCUCGGUGGCGCCUGUCCUGGGGCUCAUCCCUACCAUUGUUCGCGAUUACACCAACUUCCGAGAGCUGUGUCUGGGCCUCAUCACAAUGGCAGCGCCGGGCUCCGCCCUCGGCCUGUUGCUGUACUCGACUUGGGUGGUCCUCCUCACCCGAGCGGCCAGUCUUGCGCUCCGCCCGGGCCUCUACCCGUGGCACGGGGUCACUGCAUGGGCAGCUUGGCUGACGCAUUUUCUCAUGAUGGGCACGCGAGCCGUGCUCUUCCCCGUCUUUGCCAGUUUGUUCACCCCGACUUGGUUGAAGCUGCUCGGCGCCCGCGUGGGCCGCAACGUGGAAGCGUCCACCGUGGUGCCCAUCCCGUCACUCCUCGACGUCCAGGACGGCAGCUUCCUCGCCGACGACGUCUUGCUGUCGCCGUUUGAGCUCGGCGGCUGCCAGGUGCGCAUCGGCACCGCAAAGGUGGGCGUCAAGUCCUUCAUCGGCAACUCGGCCAUUGUCGACCCCGACGUCGAGGUCCCGGACGGCGUCCUGAUCGGCGUCUUGAGCUCGGCCCUGGGCCCGAAACACAUGGGCGCCGGCUUCUCCUCCGGCUCCUCGUGGCUCGGCCGGCCACCCAUGGCCAUACCGCGCCGCAUCACCACCAUCGUGGACCAAAGCCGCACCUUCGACCCCCCCGCCCGGCUGGUCCUGGCCCGGGCCCUCGUCGAAUCCUGCCGGCUGCUCCCGCUCCUCCUCUCCGGCAUGAUUUCCACCCUGUCCGGCAUCGCCAUGCUCUACAUGCUCAUCACCUUUGGCGUCGGCUGGGCCGUCCUGGCCAGCGGCGCACUUCUCCUGGCAUCGGCGCUCGCCGCGUGUACUCUCGCCACCCUGGCCAAAUGGCUGCUGACGCCCAACAUCCGCCCCGGCCACCAGCAUCCGCUAUGGAGCUCCUUCGUCUGGCGCAACGAGCUCGCCGACACCUUCGUCCAGUCCCUCGCCGUGCCCUGGUUCGUCUCCUUCUGCUACGGCACGCCCUUUCUCAACAUGUGGAUGCGCUCGCUGGGCGCCAAGAUCGGCCGCGGCGUCUGGCUGGACAGCCACCUGCUUCCCGAGGCCGACCUCAUCACGCUCGAGGACGGCGCCACCGUCAACCGGGGAUCCGUCCUCCAGACGCACCUCUUCCACGACCGGCUCAUGCGCCUCGACAAGGUCCACCUCGAGCCGGGCGCGACGCUCGGCCCCUACGCCAUCUCGCUCCCGGGCACGACCAUCGGCGCCGGGACGACCAUUGCGCCCACGUCUCUCGUCAUGCGCGGCGAGCACAUCCCGCCCGGCACGCGGUGGCAUGGAAACCCCGUCCGGCCGUGGAACGUGGAAAAGGACCAGAGCCCGAGCCCCAGCUCUAGCUCGGACAGUGACUCCCUGCCCCCGGUGUGA